Messenger RNA from Drosophila bipectinata, 988 nucleotides. RefSeq lists its product as uncharacterized. The record is from RefSeq and is a predicted model, not a curated record. NCBI's taxonomy places the organism in Eukaryota, Metazoa, Arthropoda, Insecta, Diptera, Drosophilidae.
AUGGAGAGACAUUGAACGUCGAGCCAACAGGUCGAGCACAUCGAUCGCGAGGCUAAUCCUCUUCAGAAACCAAAGACAAUCCCCCUUCAAGCAAGAUGUGGCAACUGACCUGGGCCUGCGCCUUCGCUUUUCUUCUGGUGGGCAGUGGGGCUAAGCCCCACUCGCACCUUUUCAACCACCACUAUGACCACUUCGAUGGACAUCAUCAUCUGAACCACCUGGAGUCCCUGCACGCUCUUCCGCACCACUUGGAUUAUGCUGUGCAGGAGGCGGUUCUUCCACCACCAGCCCCUUUGUUGCCUGGAGUGGCUCCGGCUCCUGCUUUUGCGCCAGCCCCACCACCAGUUUAUGGUCCUCCACCACUAACAGCUCUUCCUGCUCCUGCACCUGCUCCUGUUUUUGCUCCAGCCCUGGGUCCUGCAUUUGCUCCAGCUACUACUCCAGUUUUUGCUCCAGCUCCUGCUCCUGUCUUUGCUCCAGCUCCUACUCCUGUCUUUGCUCCGGCACCGCCUGCUCUGGCCCCAGCAUUUGCUCCUCUGCCGGCUCCAAUUCCAGCACCACUUCUGCCCAGUCCUGCGCUUCUCCCAGCUCCUGCACCACUGCUCCCAGCACCAGCACCACUACUUCCAGCUCCUGCCCCACUUCUGCCGGAGCUGCACCUGCCCACGGUAACACACCAAGUGCUGCCACCAGUUCUGGAGGCCGUGCCCUUUGCCCCCACCUACCGAGCCAUCCCAGGACCCAAGACCACCACCACCAAAGUCUCCGUAGGCUACCUCUUUCCCAAGGUGCUGGCCAAGCCCCAUCUCCACCUGAAGGCGCUGCCCCUGAAGUUGAAGGCCCAUCACCACCCGCUGCUGGGAAUAUUCUAAGAUGAUCCACGAACCUUACCAAAGAAUCAUCAAAGUCAUGUAGAAAAUGUAAAAUAAUCCAGUAAUUAUAAAUAGAAACUAUUUAUCGAAUAAUUAUAGAAAAGCGAAACAAAGUA